Mercenaria mercenaria is the source of this 2092-nucleotide messenger RNA. RefSeq lists its product as uncharacterized. The transcript has 2 exons. The coding region runs from base 129 to 1769 and encodes 546 amino acids. Lineage: Eukaryota; Metazoa; Mollusca; Bivalvia; Venerida; Veneridae. The record is from RefSeq and is a predicted model, not a curated record. Gene Ontology annotation, molecular function: protein binding.
AAACUAUAUAUAUAGCUCUUAUUCAUGCUUAACAGACAUGAUUUUACCCACACCAUUUAUUAUUAGCUAGAGAUAAACACUAAAAUAAUUUUUGUUUACAGUGAAAAAGAUUUUACAAUAAUUUCACCAUGACAACACCAGCACCUAGAAGACAAAGGGAGCAGAACUCUGUUUGGCUGUCCCAGAUCAUAAGGGGAGAUAAAUCUGUUGAAAAUGAGACAAGCAUCCAAAUAAACUUGUGCAGAUUUUCAUUUCGUGCUUGCAAGUUGAAAAAAAUAUCAAAUCAUUGUACAAAGAAGAUGUCUUUACUAUCUGAGUGUACUUGUGCAUAUAAGCAUGAAUAUUUCAUGUAUGUGAAAGAAGAUCGUACAAUUGACAACGAUAUGUUCAAUAAAAUUAUAACUUCUGUCCGGACCGGUCGCUGUCCACAUGCAUUACCAAACAAAUCAACCUCAGAAUCGUCUGUAACAGCGAAACAUGCCUUUGCUGCCACAGGAAAUUCUGACAUGAUUAUGGCAGAAACUACUUUUGUGCCAACAUCAUGUUUUGGUAUAACACCUUACCAUGUAGCUGCUGUACACAAGCGAAUUUCCGCCAUUCAGAAACUGAGUAACAUUUACAACUUCUGCACAUUACAGUAUCCGACAAAAAUUGUAGAAAAUGAAAAUGGAGUAAAGUUUGACUUGAUAGCAACAAAUGCUUUAAAACUUUGUAUUGACAGAGAUGAUACGUUAACGUUAAAAACAAUUCUGGGAGGUGUCACAAAUGCCUAUCAGUAUAAUUCGCCCAUUCUCUAUGCAAUACAUCAAGGAAAGACAAACCCUCUAGAAGUCCUGUUAACCUCCUACAAUGAAUAUAUGAAUAUUUUCUCCUUGAGACAAGAAGACAGUUUUCAAGGUACACUGUUUGCUGUGUUGAGCAAUACACCAGAGACUUUAGCAAUAGUUUUAGAAAACCUAAAUAUUCACACCGCUUUCAUUCUCGAUGACAAUUUCACACUGGCAGACCUGGCACGAUCUUUGGGGCAUUUAAAGUGUCUUGAAAUUCUUGAAAAUUGGCAAAAAUUGCAAACAGCAAACAAUGAACAUGAUUUGAGUCGAGAAAUCAAAGUAGGAGGCAAACAUAAUGUGGUGUCACCAAUAUGUACAAUAUUAUUUAAACUUAAAUUUCACAACCUUCGUCAAUUUAAAACAGUAGAACUGUGCAAUGUGCUGGAGAAGCUAGUGAAGCAUGGGUAUGACAUCAACCAACACGGCGAAGGUGGCAAAACUGCUCUACAUUAUGUGUGUGGUCCAGGUCCUUUCUUUGCCAUACGAGUUCAUUUCACGUUAUUAACACUAGGUGCAGACAUAAAUGCCAAGGAUUCUGCUGGAGAGAUACCCUUGUUUCAUAUUCUUCAUGACUUAGAAAUCCGGCAAUUUUACAAGAAAGACUGUCUUAAAUGGUUUAUCCGAAUGGCUCUCUAUCAUAACCCAGUAAGGUCUAAUGUAAGCCACUGGGGAGCAUUGUCUGAUCUACAUCAGUUCAAAGGUCUUGACAACAUCUAUGAAGGUCUUUGUGAAGACUUCCUGGAAUGUGGUUUUGUACCUAAAGGUAACACAGAAGUGAGACCUCUGCAGAAGAUUUGUCGCGACUCUCUCCGGCAGGCAUUUCCUGGAACAGGUCUACACAGACUUGUGCAAGAGACAGAAAUACCGUCAUCUUUCAAAGAUUUCAUUCUGAUGACAAGCAGGUUUGACUGGAAACCCCAUCUAGAGCUUCAUAAAUAAAGGCAGGGGCAGAACCCCCAUCUAGAGCUUCAUAAAUAAAGGCAGGGACAAAACCCACUUCAAGAGCUUGAUAAUUAGAACUCAGCACGUCUGCUUAAAUUUACAAACAGAAUAAAUUUAUGUGUGAUAAAAAACAGUAUUAUACAUCUUUAAUGCAUACUUUCAUUCACACAAUGUAAACAAUUAAUGUCUGUUAAAGAAAAUACAUUGUAUUAUUUCAAAACUUUAAUGUAUGUUACUGAAACUCAUAUUAUACCAUGAAUUUUUGCAUCUGUUGCACUAUGUUACAUAUAGUACAGAUUAAAGGCAGUUACGAAUUUGAA